This is a messenger RNA of Gossypium arboreum, 4850 nucleotides long. RefSeq names its product pentatricopeptide repeat-containing protein At1g63330-like. The coding region runs from base 123 to 2303 and encodes 726 amino acids. The transcript has 7 exons. The record is from RefSeq and is a predicted model, not a curated record. NCBI's taxonomy places the organism in Eukaryota, Viridiplantae, Streptophyta, Magnoliopsida, Malvales, Malvaceae. Gene Ontology annotation, molecular function: protein binding.
ACCCGUCUGAGAAGUAUAAAUUGAGUUCGUUCACUUAUUUUUCCAUCUUCUGGGAGUUGCGUCGUUUGUGGUUUGCUUUCAACCGCAGCUUUUGGUUUUCCCAUUUUUCCUAAUUUCAAGAUAUGGGGGGAUUGCAGAAAAAGCAUGAUCGCUUCCAUAAUCUUAAUGGUGCUUUAUCUUUAUUUAACAAGAUGAUUGACGAGUGCCCUAAGCCUUCAAUCGUGGAGUUCUCUAUAUUAUUACAGGCCAUUGUCAGAAUGAAACAUUAUGCGCUUGUUGUUUUUCUGGGUAGCCAGAUGGAAUUACGGGGAGUUUCACAUAAUGCUUAUUCUUUCACCAUCUUGAUUAAUUGCUUUUGUCAUUUAGGUAAAGUUGAUUUUGGGUUUUCUGUUUUGGGGAAAAUGCUCAAGUUAGGUUUUGAACCUAAUGUUGUAACUUUGUCCACCUUGAUUAAUGGACUUUGUAAUCAAAGCAGGGUUUCUCAGGCUGUGAAAUUGUUUUAUGAAAUGAUCGAAAAAGGGUAUCGACCUGAUUCAUUUGCUUGCAAUACAGUACUUAAUGGGUUGUGCAAGUCUGGUAACACUGGUCGAGCUGUUAGAAUGAAACAUUAUGCGCUUGCUGUUUCUCUGGGCAGCCAGAUGAAACUAUGGGGAGUUUCACAUGAUGCUCAUUCUUUCAACAUUUUGAUUAAUUGCUUUUGUCAGUUAGGUAAAGUUGAUUUUGGGUUUUCUGUUUUGGGGAAAAUGCUCAAGUUAGGUUUUGAACCUGAUGUUGUAACUUUGUCCACUUUGAUUAAUGGACUUUGUAAUCAAAACAAGGUUUCUCAGGCUGCAAGUUUGUUUGAUGAAAUGAUCAAAAAAGGGUGUCGACCUGAUUCAGUUGCUUACAAUACAGUACUUAAUGGGUUGUGUAAGACUGGGAACACUGGUCGAGCUGUUAAGUUUCUAAGGAUGAUGAAUGAAAGAGGUUUCGAACCCAAUAUUAGAGCAUAUAGCACCCUUAUUGACUGUCUUUGUAAGAAUGGGUUACUAAAUGAGGCUGUUGACCUCUUCUCUGAAGUGAACGUUAAGGGCAUUAGACCAAAUAUUGUUAUUUACAAUUGCUUAAUUCAUGGUAUGUGUAAUUCAGGCCAGCAGCAUGAGGCAACCAAGCUUUUGAAUGAAAUGGUGGGUAACAAUGUUUCUCCUGAUAUUUUCACGUAUAACAUAUUGAUUGAUGCACAUUGCAAGGAGGGGACAAUUUUGGAAGCUGUAAGUAUCUUUAAUGCGAUGAGAAAGCAAGGCAUCAAGCCUGAUGUUGUCACCUAUAAUAUAUUGGUUGAUGCAUGGUGCAAGGAGAGGCUAAUUUCUGAAUCUUUGGAUGUAGUUCACACAAUGAGAAAGCAAGGCAUUGAGCCUGAUGUUGUCACGUAUAGUACAUUAGUUGAUGCGCAUUGCAAGGAGGGGAGGGUUUCUGAAGCCGAAGAUAUUGUUGACACAAUGAGAAAGGAAGGCAUUGAGCCCGAUGUUGUGACGUAUAAUAUAUUGGUUGAUGCGUAUUGCAAGGAGAGGAGUAUUUCUAAAGCUGUAGAUACUAUUGCCACAAUGAGAAAGCAAGGUGUGGAGCCUGAUGUUGUCACCUAUAAUAUAUUUAUCGAUGCACUUUGCAAGAAUGGGAUGGUUUCUGAAGCUGAAUGUAUUGUCGACACAAUGAGAAAACAAUGCAUUGAGCCUAAUUUUGUCACAUACAGAACUCUUAUGCUGGGUAUGUGUGAAUUAGGGAGAGUUUCAACUGCAUGUGAACUUUUAAGAAAGAUGCUUACUUCUGGAGAAGUUCCAGAUCUAAUGACCAUUUCGAUUUUGUUGGAUGAUUUUUGCAAAAGAGGUAAACUUGACGAGGCAUUGGAAUUUUUUCAAGCAAUGCGGAAUAGUGGGUUGAAACUUGAUACUGACUCUUAUAGUGUUGUGAUUGAUGGCUUGUGCAAAGCUGGGCAAAUUGAAGUUGCAAAGGAAUUAUUUCAUGAACUCUCAGUCAAUGGUUUAAAACCAAAUGUUUACACAUAUGAUAUUGUGAUUAAUGGAUUAUGUAAAGAGGGAUUGCUAGAUGAAGCAUACCAGUUGUUUAGAACCAUGGGAGAUAAUGAUUGUUUGCCCGUUGGCUGCUGUUAUAAUGUAAUGAUCCAGGCGUUUCUUCGAAAUAGCUAUACCUCAAAAGCAACAGAACUUCUUACAGAAAUGGUUGGAAAGGGCUUUUGUGCAGAAAUAUGCACUGCCACCUUAUUUGUGGAUCUCAUCUUGCAAUCUAAUGAAUCAAUUUUGAUCUGAAAUGUUUCACUAUUAGUGUAAAGAUUGUCACAUUCCGAAUGUGAAUCAAUUUGUUCGGUAACCAAUUGUACUUCUGUGAUAAGUUAAAGUUUCUGGAAACUACAGUGAGUAUUAAGGUCUAUUUUCAAUUCUGUUAAUGGACUUUAAACAUUAAGGAUGAAGCAAAUAAGUGCUAUACACCAUGUUUCACGCUUCACUAGUGAUUUUCUUGAGAAUAUUUUCUUCUUAGAUCUUUGAAGUAAGUUUCUUUAUUGGGUUGGCUGUUUCCUGCCAAGCUGAGUUUUUAUUCAGCACCAAUGACUAUUGUGGGCAAAUCCUCAACACUUCAUUGCAAAAGCUCGAAGCUUCACUUGCUAAAAGCUGAAGCAAUUGGCUGGUCUAAAUUGGCUGCUCCAGCAGGAUGCCUGUCAUGAAUGAUGUAAUUAACAUGAUCAUCUUCCAUUCUCAAAAGAAAAAAAAGAAGAAAAAGACCAUAUUCCUUGCAUGGGGUAUCAGUGCUAGAGCUGAUGAUUAUACUCAGGAUGGAAGGCAGCAUGAGCAGUUCUCUGAACAAAAUAAUGGUGCUCCUCCAGUCCUAGUUAUGAACUAGCAGUAAGCGCAUCUUGAGUCCUGUCCAUAGUGAAAGGGAUGGAGGAACUUCAGUAGCAGCUGCUGCCAGGUUGUCUUCUCCUCCUGCUAGCAAUAAUCCUAACCAAGCCACCUGCGAUUUGGUAACUCAGCAUCUCCUUCAAGUCAAAAGGUGGAGACUUUCGAUGAAUUUGAUCCACGUGUUCCAGUUUCAGGAUUCAUUGGCCUUUGUGCCAACUAUACUCGAGACCCCUGCUGCUGAGGCUGAUGCCCUUGCUAAAUCUGGUGCUUUACCCACCUUUUCUGAUAAUCAACAGGCAUCUAACUUUGGAAAUCAGGUAGAUAUGAUUUGUUUAAUCUCAGACUUAUUAAUCACCUUUUUCUUUGGUUAAUGUACAAGGAUUUCAUUCCAUCUGUCUGCAAUAUAUGCCUAAAUGGCACCGUGAAUAUGGAUAUGCUGUUCUGUUGUUGCCUUGUUUGUUUUCAUUUGAUUUAAGUAUCUUUAAUUGAAUCCCCAUGUAAGACAGUAUGGAUAGUUAAAAUUGAAACUACUUCGCAUAAUCAUCUUUAUCAUCUGCAUAUUUACUAUAGAAGGGUAACGUAAAAAGGUUUCAGUGUGAAUUUCAAAAUCUGCUAGAUCAGCUGCUAACAUUUACCAAUCCGCACAGCCAAGUGGUAAUCCAUAAGGCUGGCCUGUGCAACCCAGUGCUAACCCAUAUGGCCAAAAUGGGUUGCCAAUUUCCAAACCCUGUGGCCAGCUAGCACAACCAAAUGCUAGUCCGUACAGAACCUGCACGACCAAAUGCUAAUCCAUAUGACCAACCUGCACAGCAACAUGCUAAUCCAUAGGCUCAAACUGCACAGCCAAAUGCUAAUCCACACGGCCAAACUUCUCAGCCAAUGCUAAUGCAUAUGGCCAACCUGUACAGCUAAGUGCUAAUCCAUAUGCCCAACCUACAUAGUCAAGUUCGAAUAAUGGAUAUGGCAAUUUUACCUCCCACAGUCUGUCUGUGGCCCCCCAAAUUCCCGGGUCUGCUGCACAGGCUCCUGUCAAUUCACAAAUGGCUGCUCAACCUCAAAGCCCUGCCGUACUAGCUGCUCUGCUUAGCCUUGGAAACUUUUUUGUUUGGCUGGAUCUGCUGUGCCAGUUGGUUCUCCCUCUGCUCCUCAAAACCACAAAUGAAUCAGGUGCACAUAGUAACAACAAUGACCUGGGAGGCUUCUUUUCACUACCUGGAUCAUACACUUCAAUGGCACAACAGACGGCUCCUCCCUUGUCAACAGCAGCACCUGUUAUAGUUCCGCAACUCAGAGGAUAAAUUUCAGCCCAAGUCAACUGUUUGGGCUGAUACAUUGAGCAGUGGACUGGUCAAUUUAAACAUAUCUGGAGCUAAAAAGGACCCAUUGUCUGAUAUUGCGGUGGACUUUGAUGCAAUCAAUCAGAAGGAAAAUAGGAUGGAAAAGCCUGCCCUGACUGCAGUGACAUCUACUAUCACGAUGGGUAAAUAUAUGGAAUCUGGUUUUUGGAUUGGCUGUGCUGGUGCUAGUGUUCUCAGAGGUCCAGAGGAUCCCAUGGUGGGUUCCAGCAUGGGCAUGGGGUAUGGGAGUGGGUGGUGGUCCUAUCCAAGGCAUUGGCAUGGGAGUUUAGGCUAUGAUGGUAUGAAUCGGCAAACCUAUGAGCAUGGGAAUGGGGAUGAACAUGGGCAUGAAUCCAGGCAUGUGGGUGAAUAGGCAACCUGAUGAUAAGUGGUGGUGGUGGUGGUGGAUACCGAUGAGAAAUCAUUGCCUCAGACAUUCAGUUUUUUUCAGUAACAAUAAUAGUUUUAGUAUAUUUACUGGGAAGAUGCAAGGAAACACUUCCCAGUUAGUAAUCCAAGUAAUCACCUUGCCUAAUCAUAUCUAAUGUUGGAUUUUUAACCUUUUUGUUUUUAAACUUAAGAUAUCACAAUUGGGAAUCUGAUUAUAGCUUUGACUGUGAAA